Messenger RNA from Cutaneotrichosporon oleaginosum, 1810 nucleotides. RefSeq lists its product as uncharacterized. Gene Ontology annotation, biological process: DNA-templated transcription. The record is from RefSeq and is a predicted model, not a curated record. Gene Ontology annotation, molecular function: zinc ion binding; DNA binding. Gene Ontology annotation, cellular component: nucleus. NCBI's taxonomy places the organism in Eukaryota, Fungi, Basidiomycota, Tremellomycetes, Trichosporonales, Trichosporonaceae.
UGCGGGCAGCUCAACGAGGAGUGGCGGUCGAUUGUCACCGCCACGCUCGCAGCCAACGGGCGGCGGCCCGGAAACGCCUUCCUCAACUUCUCUCCACACCGCGUCAAGCACGUCGUCAGCGUCACCAUGCAGGUUACUUGGACAGGACUUAUCAACGGCCUCGUCAGACACAGCUGCCUUAAUCGAUCUAUACUUCAACACUGUACAUAACUUUGGCUUCUUCACUUUCAUUCACGAGUUUCGCUUUAAGCGGCUCCUACACGCGGGUAAGGCCCCGCGGGACCUGACAGCGAUUAUGGUUGCCAAUGCUCUAAGAUUUGCAGCGGAGCCUACUCAAAACAACCUCGAGCGAUCCGACAACAUCGUCAACGGGAUAGUCGCAAAGCUGGUGCCGCGUGUAUUGGAGGGGUUCGGAGUUGUGCACCUCAUGACGCUUCUUCUCACUUGCUACUGCGAGGGGCAACGCGGCCGUGUCGGUUCACGAUGGCUGUUGGCGGCAAUGACCGUGCGCAUGAUGCAGCUCAUGUCUCUGCAAACAGUUGACGAGCAUGCCGCUGCGGUGUCCGAUCUGUCUCCGUUGCUUACACAUGAGGCCCUGCGUCGUGUUGCCUGGUCGGUUUUCUUCCUCGACUCGACGCUCGACGGCGGACGCCUCGGUUCCGGUCUCGUGGACGUCAGCUUGUUCCACAUUCAGCUGCCAUGUACCGAAGAGAGCUUUAUGGGAAACGACAACCCGCGAACGGGCUCCAUUUUUGAGUCGCCGUCCGAGGACGAGGGGGCGACUCUCGGGAUCUCGGCUCACCUGAUGCGAGCGGUUUUGCUUCGUCGACGGGCCUUUGACAUCCUCCUCCGUCUGCGACAUCGCAACUUCGACGCUUUACGCACUGAAUCAGACCUUGUCGCGCUCGAACUCUCACUUACAGAAGUCACCACUUCCCUUCCGCCGCGGUACCGCUUCUCGGAGGACACCGCAUAUCUGUAUCGGCAACGGAUGCCAGCCUUCCUCCUCUUCCACUUACUUCUCCUCAAAGUUAGCAUAGUCAUCAACACGACAAGGCUCGCAUUACUCCAGAAGUCAGGAGCCACGGCUUCAGCCGAUAUCGCCCCUCUUCGACUGGAGCGUAUAAAACAUGCCAUCUCAAUAUCGCGCAUCGUGGCUGAGGGCCUCAAGCACCCAGCUCCUUGGGACAUGCAGGCGUCAGCUCACGCCUACAUCGCCUUGGAAAUCCUCCUGUUUGAACCGCGACGAUUGACGGAAUUACACGACACUGAGCAGGUGCUCUCCAAGGACGUCUCCACAAGCAUAGCGCCACUCCUGGUGGCGCUUCGAGAGGGCAGUGCGCGGUCCGAGAUUGUCCGAUUGCUGGUGAGGAGGCUGAUUUUGCAUCUCCUGACGCCAGCAUAUCGAGGCCGUCCACAGGUUACUGCGCUGCGACCUGCUGUGCCUUCUGAAUGGAGCAGACCUUGAGGCAUUCAGCACCGAGUACCAGCCAGGUCAGGACGAGGCCGAAUUUGACUUUAGUGACUUCCGCUUCGCCCGCAUAGAGAGGCUGCGCAGUACGCGCCGUCCAACGAGUGGAUUCCGCAGCGAGCGCAUGCUGGAGUACCAAUCUUGUGCCCCAUCACGGGCGACAUCGCCAGGUCCGUCAUCAUCUGUGCUGAGCAGCUCUGCAGGAUUUGGGGAGACGCCUCUCCUCACUUCGCAUCAGGAACACGGUCCCCUAGGGGAGAUUGGCCUCGGCGAUGGGUCCAGCGAGUUCACCGACGCCGCAAACUUCUCGUGGCUGCUCGGCGACGUUGAUACCCUACA